CCUGAUCCAACAUGGGCCGUGUCAGGACAAAGACGGUGAAGAAGGCCGCUCGGGUCAUCAUCGAGAAGUACUACACCCGCCUGGGCAAUGACUUCCACACCAACAAGCGUGUGUGCGAGGAGAUCGCCAUCAUCCCCAGCAAGAAGCUCCGCAACAAGAUCGCCGGGUAUGUGACCCAUCUGAUGAAGCGCAUCCAGAGAGGGCCAGUCAGAGGCAUCUCCAUCAAACUGCAGGAGGAGGAGCGUGAGAGGAGGGACAACUAUGUCCCAGAGGUUUCUGCUCUGGACCAGGAGAUCAUUGAGGUGGACCCUGACACCAAGGAGAUGCUCAAGCUUCUGGACUUCGGCAGUCUGUCCAAUCUGCAGGUCACCCAGCCAACAGUCGGCAUGAACUUCAAGACUCCUCGAGGGGUCUAGGUGUUUGUAAUAUAUCUCAUAAUAAAACUUUGGAAAACAA
Messenger RNA from Ictalurus punctatus (channel catfish), 456 nucleotides. Its product is annotated as 40S ribosomal protein S17. The transcript is spliced from 5 exons. Gene Ontology annotation, molecular function: structural constituent of ribosome. Bases 12 to 416 code for a protein of 134 amino acids. Gene Ontology annotation, cellular component: ribosome. NCBI's taxonomy places the organism in Eukaryota, Metazoa, Chordata, Actinopteri, Siluriformes, Ictaluridae. Gene Ontology annotation, biological process: translation. The record is from RefSeq and is marked provisional.